Messenger RNA from Cotesia congregata, 1548 nucleotides. The record is from the annotation of a GenBank genome assembly. Lineage: Eukaryota; Metazoa; Arthropoda; Insecta; Hymenoptera; Braconidae.
AUGGCCGCUGACUCGGGAAUGGAGACGUGUCCCUCCCCAGAAAUUGCGGACUCCAGGAAAAGGCCUCUUGACUGCGACGCAGAGAACGGAGCCACCAAGAGGUCACACUACGGAACAGCAGGAGGAGAUGGAAUGUACCAUCUUAAAGUACUUGUACCAGGGGUGGCUGCUGGGGCCAUCAUCGGGAAAGGUGGUGAGACUAUUGCCCAGCUGCAGAAAGACACAGAUGCUAGGGUUAAAAUGUCUAAAGCUCGGGAUUUUUAUCCAGGUACCUCGGAACGUGUGUGUCUGAUAACUGGAAGCGUUGAUUCCAUAAUGGCUGUAAUGGAUUUUAUAAUGGAAAAAAUUCGUGAAAAACCUGAUUUGACGUCCAAGAUAACAGUGGACUUUGACUCUGGUAAAGCAACUGCUGAGAGAGACAAACAGGUAAAGAUACUAGUACCAAAUAGCACGGCGGGAAUGAUUAUUGGCAAAGCAGGAAAUUAUAUAAAACAAAUAAAGGAAGACUCUGGAUCGUACGUGCAGAUAAGUCAAAAAGCUAAAGACUUAUCUCUACAAGAACGUUGUAUCACAGUAAUAGGUGAAAAGGAAAACAAUCGUAGUGCAUUACUUAUGAUACUUGCUAAAAUUGCCGACGAUCCACAAAGUGGCACGUGCCUAAACGUCAGUUAUGCUGACGUAAGCGGCCCGGUAGCCAAUUACAAUCCUACAGGCAGCCCCUACGCCCAAGCACCCGGGACCGCACCCACGUACCCAACUCCAGCUGGCCUCAAUACCGUGAGUCUGUUGAACGGUGCUGGUUUGAGUUUAAACUUGAACCUAGGCGCUGCAAUAACGGCCGGUACAGCACCUGUAACGACUCAACUUCUCGAGCAUAUUAAAUUGAAUUUGAGAAGUACGGGUUUUUCCGAGGCAGCGGCAACCGAAAUUCUGACGGCGAUUGCAACAUUAGCCAAAUACAAUAUUCUGGGCAUGGGUAUUGGCGGUAUGCCAAGUGUGAGUUACCUGGGAAAUCCAAUUGACAGCACAACAUCGGCUAACGGGUCAAACAACAAUGGAGGAGUGUUUGGUCCAAUUGGUACGGUACCGACACUGGGAUCGACGUCACCAACUCCAAGGAAUACGCUCGAGAGAUACGAGGCGUUUGAUCCAUUUCGACAGAACAACACUGCUGCUGGUGCCAUUCAUCUGAACAACAAUUCAUUCGGAUUGGGCACAAACCAAUUGUCACUCGUAAGUAAGAGUCCUACUCAGGUAGACACCAACAGCAAGGAGACCAAGAAAGUAGAUAUAGAAAUUCCAGAGGUUAUAGUGGGAGCAAUACUGGGACCCGGUGGUCGCGCACUCAUUGAGAUUCAACAGCUAAGCGGUGCCAACAUUCAAAUAUCUAAGAAGGGUAUGUUCGCGCCCGGUACGAGGAACCGCAUCGUUACUAUCACGGGUUUUCCAAAUGCUAUCGGGAUUGCUCAGUACUUGAUCGAACAACGGAUCAACGAGGAAGAGGCUAAACGAGCGCGUCAUAACGUCAUUGCCGGCAUGAUCCAUUGA